GAAAGCCAGGUCAACACACGUUUAGUCCGUCAUGCUCGUGGUGUAGUCCAGUAUCUGACGAACUACAUAUAUAUGAAAACAGAAACUGAAGUUAUUUCUUAGUUCGUAUUUGAGAUUCGAAAAGAUGGUUUACUCUUGCAAGCCGUCGGAGGAAAAGGAAACGAAGGAACCACGUAGGAAACACUGGGACAGCCACGUAGAGUUCCUUCUUACGCUCCUGGGAUACGCAGUGGGCCUUGGAAAUAUCUGGAGGUUUCCUUAUCUUUGCAUGAGGAACGGCGGUGGCGCGUUUCUGAUUCCGUAUGUUUUCGCUGUGGUCGUCAUUGGAUUUCCAUCCUACUUUCUAGACCUUGUAAUGGGUCAGUUCUCUGGUCUGAGUCCUUCAAAGGUGUGGAAUGUCAUGCCUCUUUUCAAUGGCAUCGGAUGGGCCAUGGCGUUCAACAUGCUGACGGGGUCGAUAAUUUACUGCCACUUGAUCACAUGGAUUCUGUACUACCUCGGCAUGUCAUUCUCCCCCGAGCUACCAUGGGCCAGCUGUAACAAUAACUGGAACACGGAAAACUGCACUCAAAAUGUCUCCAAUUAUACCCUCUUUAAUGCCACUGACAUAUCUCGCAAUGUGUCGGACUGGGAUGCUGUGUCGUACCCUUAUAUGGAAAAUGCGACGGUCGGUAUGGACAUGAGAGUUUCCCCAGGAGAAGAAUUUUUACGUUACAAGGUCCUGGAACUGACAGAAAGUGUGAGCGAUCUUGGAGGACUUCGUUGGCAGCUUGUCCUCUGUCAUUUAGCUGCCUGGUCAGUCGCAUGUCUCUGUGUCAUCAAGGGGGUGCAGUCGACGGGAAAGGUGGCUUACGUAACAGCGACCGCCCCAUACGUACUUCUGACCAUCCUUCUCAUCCGAGGAUGUCUCUUACCUGGUGCUGUGAAUGGUAUCAUAUACUAUAUCAAACCGGAGUGGAGCAAGCUUUUGGACUUCAGGAUCUGGGUCGAAGCAGCAAUUCAAGUGUUCUACUCGCUCGGGCUCUCUAAUGGCGGCAAUAUAACAUUCGCAAGUUACAACAAAUUCAAAAACAAUUGUCAGAGAGAUACAUGCUUUAUCGUUAUAGUCAACGGCCUGACGAGUCUCUACGCUGGCUUCGCCGUUUUUGCUGUCGUCGGCUACAUGGCCAAUGAAACCGGUAUGCCGGUCGACCAAGUCAUCAAAUCGGGUCCUGGUCUAGCAUUCAUAGUCUACCCCGAGGCGUUGGCUAAGCUUCCUCUUCCCCAGUUGUGGAGUGUGCUCUUCUUUUUGAUGUUGACAACGCUUGGCAUCGGGAGCAUGUUUGGUUCCCUGCAGACUGUAGUGUCUUGUCUCGCAGAUGCAUUCCCGAAAAAACUCGGCGGGAAAGAAAAAUGGAUCUUGCUGACGCAUUGCAUUGUCGGGUGUUGCCUUGGUCUGAUCUUCUGUUCGAGGGGCGGCAUGUACUGGUUUCAGUUGUUGGAAUGGUAUGCCACAACAUUUGUUAAUUUUACCGUUUUGAUUAUACAGUACCUCGGACUUGCCUGGUUGUACGGGCUGAAGCGCCUCUAUUCUGACAUUGAGAUGAUGAUCGGGAGAAAGCCGAUUUUCGCAUUCAAAGUUUUCUGGGGAGGACUCACACCAGCCUACGCUUUGGUCAUAUUUAUCUACUUUUGCACGGGAGUGAGCAAACCUUCCUAUGCUGGCUAUGAGUACCCGGACUGGGCGACGGCCAUUUCCUGUGUUAUGGCCUCCAUUGGCAUCGCUAUCAUGGUCGUGUUUAUGGUGUUGGAAAUCGCACGAGAGAAAGGCAGUCUGUUAAAGCGCUUGAGAACGCUGACCCAGCCGAAUGAGAUAUGGGGUCCCCAGGCCCCCGAGUACCGCGAGGUGUAUGCUUAUAAAUAUGGACCAAAGAAGAACGCACUGCCUCUGGUGAGCACGGAAACAAACGGAAAAGGACACAUUGGAGUGUAGAUAGAUAUCCACCACCGUGCUUCCAUUUCAAAUAGCAUUCCGCGACGUUACUAUAUAGCUCACAAGGUCAUUUGAAUAAGAUAUUGAUGACGUUUUAGUCACGUGACAGUCGGACAUCGACACUUAUUUCUACGCAUUUGAGCUUAUUUCAAAGUUAAUUAUCUUUGACCCUGCAUUGUUUUUAGCAUGAAUGAUACCAUAGAGUCAGAGAGAGAAAUAUUCAGAACAAUUAUGUAGUAUUUCCAACACUCGGACAUGUGCCAGAUUGAACCUACUGCCCUAGUUAGAAAGCCUGAAUCCAUUACGAAACCGCAUGUUUGUCUGACAUUGCCUGUAAUUCAGCGAUGGGGAAAUAGAGGGCAGCAGCUGCAGUGACCUCAUUAUCGCGGAAUGCUAUUGAACCCGGUGCAAAUACUCUGUGUAGCAACAAUAAUGCAAUGAGGCGGUCUUAUACGUUUAGAAUAUACAAAGUAUAUGCUACUUUAGAAUAUACUAUUUUCGAUUUGGAGAAUGCGUCACGAGGUCGCUUGUUCCACAUGAAAAUUGCUACAUGUAGUUGAAUGAUAGACACUUAAAGGGGUACGCCGUUCGUGAUUACUGCUGGUCUACGAAAAUAGAAAUGAAGUUUUACACAUUCAGUGCCGUAGUGAAGUUACCAAUACCAUGCAUACGAAUUGCUGAAACUUGGUAUAUGUUGAUAGUAUCUGUACAUCUGUCUGCACAAGGUCAAUGUUGAAAUUCAUGUUUCCUACGUAUUUACGCAAUUGUCAGUGAAAAUCUUCAAAUUCAAAUACAAAUUUCAGAUUGUCUCUGAGUGUGUCCCCCCACAUUGUUUGUAGGUGCGUGGGACGCUGAAGGACAAAUUGACAAUUUCUUCUACAUGUAUUUGGUACUCUAUUCAAAAUUCAUGGCCUCUCUAUAACUGUGUCUAUUUGGUAAUGCGAACACUGACAAACGGCUUAGGCCUUACGACUGUGAACACCGCGCAGUCUUCACAGGCGUUAGGUUAAUUUUGAUAUGUAUAGGCCUAUAUAUGUAAUGUUAUGUGCUCGACAUCUGUAACUAACCGCAGAGUCUGUGGACACUACGCGGGAAACCGCCGCGUAAUCAAUCUUUCUUUGUAUAAAUAAAAUGUCAAUUUAGAAAAGUGUAAAUGGCAGUUUAAUAAA
Messenger RNA from Lineus longissimus, 3141 nucleotides. RefSeq names its product sodium-dependent proline transporter-like. The transcript is spliced from 12 exons. Gene Ontology annotation, biological process: sodium ion transmembrane transport. NCBI's taxonomy places the organism in Eukaryota, Metazoa, Nemertea, Pilidiophora, Heteronemertea, Lineidae. Gene Ontology annotation, cellular component: plasma membrane. The record is from RefSeq and is a predicted model, not a curated record. Bases 125 to 1972 code for a protein of 615 amino acids.